Molecule: messenger RNA, 1341 nt
Organism: Drosophila guanche
Lineage: Eukaryota; Metazoa; Arthropoda; Insecta; Diptera; Drosophilidae
Gene: mRpL38
Product: 39S ribosomal protein L38, mitochondrial
Exons: 5
Coding region: 7-1257 (416 amino acids)
Cellular component (GO): mitochondrial large ribosomal subunit
Source: RefSeq, a predicted model, not a curated record
AACACAAUGUCUUUUAGCAAUUUGUUAAUGAAAAGCGGCCUAAACCAUGGCCUGCGUGGAACACCGGCCAAGGUUGGGCUCAUGAGCACUCGACAGGGUCACAGGCUGCGUGGCAAGCCGCCCGGUGUGGCUCGUACGCUGGAACAACGUUUGCAGGAGGAGACCGUGACGGAUGCCGAGGUGGUGGCCCGCAUCAACAUUGGCUUUCCACAGCUCAAAGAAUCGCGUUCUGCGCAACUGAAGACGCGCCUGGAGCAUCUGAAGACGCAGCGAUCCAACAAACAAUUGGAGCAGCUGGCACGCAGCCACAAGCUAAUCAUCGAUCUGGAUAAAGUACAGCAGACAUAUGUGCAGACGACGGGCCAGCACGACUUGCGCCUGAUCGCGGAUCACUAUGGCAUCUUUGAGCAUCUGUAUGGCAGCGCGUACUUUGUGCCCCGGGUGCCACUCAGCAUACUCUACGAGCUGGGCGACACCCUCACUCCGGUAUAUAAUGGCAAUGUGAUUAAACCUGCGGAGGCAGCGAAGGCACCAGCCGUGAGCUUCGAUGGUUUUAUGGAUCCCAUUACCGGCAAGUCGGGGGCCGGGCAGGACAGCUACUGGACGCUGUUGGCCACCAAUCCAGAUGCCCACUACACCAAUCCGUCAGCCGAGUGUCUGCAUUGGUUCAUUGGCAAUAUACCCAACGGCAGGGUUGGCGAGGGACAGGUCCUGGCUGAAUAUCUGGCACCGUUUCCGCCCAAGGGCGUGGGUUAUCAGCGCAUGGUAUUUGUGCUGUACAAGCAGCAGGGUGUCAUGGAUCUGGGCACUUACCAGUUGGCAGCCUCGGACUACAGCAAUUUGGAGAAGCGCACAUUCAGCACGCUGGAGUUUUAUCGCCAGCAUCAGGAGCAGUUGACACCGGCAGGCCUGGCCUUCUAUCAAACCAACUGGGAUGAAUCGCUGACGGAGUUAUAUCACAAUAUUUUGAAUAUUAAGGAGCCUGUCUAUGAGUAUGAUUUCCCGAAGCCAUAUCUGUCGGAUCAGAAAUUCUUUCCACUGAAACAGCCCUUCAAUCUGUACAUGGACAAGCAUCGGGACGAGAAGCAGCUGAACAAGGAGUACCUGCAGCGAAAACUGGCCAAGACGCAUCCCUUCGAUGGCCCAGCCAAGCAGCUGCGCUUCCCCAAUGCCCAUCCCAUACGGGACGUGCCCUCCUGGCUAAAGACGGAGAUACGCAAGCAGCGAUUGGGCACUGGCCGCGUGCAGGAUUACUAGAAAUUCCUCUGUUUAAGUGUUUUAUAUGUUAACAAGUUCGGUUUGUUUUAUUCACUGGAAGUACACGAGUCGAGAUAAAGUUCA